AGUUCUUCUCUCACCAGACUCAUAAAAGUCAACCUGUGAGAGCGUUAAUAACAGAAAAAAACUUCGGUUUUCUAUCUCCUCGUUUUUAAGCGAAAUAUUCAAUUUUUAAAAAUGCGUGAGUGCAUCUCCGUUCAUGUUGGUCAAGCUGGAGUCCAGAUUGGCAAUGCCUGCUGGGAACUCUAUUGUCUUGAGCAUGGCAUCCAGCCGGAUGGACAGAUGCCCAGUGACAAGACCAUCGGAAGAGGCGAUGACUCUUUCAACACCUUCUUCAGUGAGACUGGAGCUGGAAAGCACGUCCCCAGGGCUGUGUUUGUAGACCUUGAGCCCACUGUCAUUGAUGAGGUGCGCUCUGGGACAUACCGUCAGCUGUUCCACCCUGAGCAGCUCAUCACAGGAAAAGAAGAUGCUGCUAACAACUACGCUCGUGGUCACUACACUAUUGGAAAAGAGCUCAUUGAUCUAGUUUUAGACAGAAUUCGCAAACUGGCUGACCAGUGCACAGGCCUCCAGGGUUUCCUGGUGUUCCACAGCUUUGGUGGUGGAACUGGUUCUGGCUUCACCUCUCUGUUGAUGGAGCGUCUGUCUGUGGACUAUGGCAAGAAGUCCAAGCUUGAGUUCUCCAUCUACCCUGCUCCUCAGGUCUCCACUGCUGUGGUAGAGCCUUACAACGCCAUCCUGACCACCCACACCACCUUAGAGCACUCUGACUGUGCCUUCAUGGUAGACAAUGAGGCCAUUUACGAUAUCUGCCGUAGGAACCUCGACAUUGAGCGUCCUUCUUACACUAACCUCAACAGGCUGAUCAGUCAAAUCGUGUCCUCCAUCACAGCCUCGCUCAGGUUUGAUGGUGCCCUCAAUGUUGAUCUCACCGAGUUCCAGACCAACUUGGUGCCUUAUCCUCGUAUCCACUUCCCUCUGGCUACCUACGCCCCAGUGAUCUCCGCAGAGAAGGCUUACCAUGAGCAGCUCACUGUGUCUGAGAUCACUAAUGCUUGCUUCGAGCCGGCCAAUCAGAUGGUGAAAUGUGACCCACGUCACGGCAAGUACAUGGCUUGCUGCCUGCUGUACCGUGGUGAUGUUGUGCCCAAAGAUGUGAACGCUGCAAUCGCCACCAUCAAGACCAAGCGCACCAUCCAGUUUGUGGACUGGUGUCCCACUGGUUUCAAGGUUGGCAUCAACUACCAGCCUCCCACUGUGGUUCCAGGAGGUGAUCUGGCUAAAGUGCAGAGGGCCGUGUGCAUGCUGAGCAACACAACAGCUAUUGCUGAGGCCUGGGCUCGUCUGGAUCAUAAGUUCGAUCUGAUGUACGCCAAGCGCGCCUUUGUGCACUGGUAUGUGGGUGAGGGUAUGGAGGAGGGCGAGUUCUCAGAGGCCAGAGAGGACAUGGCUGCCCUGGAGAAAGAUUACGAGGAGGUCGGAGCUGAAAGUGUGGACGGAGAAGAUGAGGAGGGUGAAGAAUAUUAGAAAUGCUUCUCCCUUCCACUGUCUGUUCUGUUUCUUGUCUAUUGUCGUUUUUAUGUUUCCUUUUUCUUCACUUUCCAGCUGUCAACUGGCUAAAAGGUCAAUGUGACAAGCAGGGCACUGCCUCAUUCUCUCUUGACCCGCCCUGCUCGUCACAGUCAAUCUUGCACAUUAUCAGUCCCUCCAGAAAAACGUGAUUAUGCGAUCCAUGAAUUCAAUGCAUAAUCAGCCAAAGUCCACACAUUUAUGCGGGGCCACAUUUUUUUCAAAUACGACGCACUUUCGCUGCAUAAAUUGCAGAUUUCCGUGCAAAAUAUGUGGGGCUUGCAUGAUUUCUUAAUCCUCUCAUU
Messenger RNA from Pimephales promelas (fathead minnow), 1811 nucleotides. Its product is annotated as tubulin alpha-1C chain-like. Gene Ontology annotation, molecular function: structural constituent of cytoskeleton; GTP binding. Gene Ontology annotation, biological process: microtubule-based process. The record is from RefSeq and is a predicted model, not a curated record. NCBI's taxonomy places the organism in Eukaryota, Metazoa, Chordata, Actinopteri, Cypriniformes, Leuciscidae. Gene Ontology annotation, cellular component: microtubule.